AUGUACUCAAUGUUUGUUUCCAAAUGCGAAUGCGAAUCCCGAGUGGAUAAAAAUCAAACCAUUCACGCAGUCUGUCCACCAAUCACUACUCUGUAUUCCAGCCACCACGUACGUAAUGCAUCUGAUGGCGAGUUGUUGAUGCUGCUUUUACUCCUGCUGGGUGUUGCUGGCAAUAGUCCGGAAUGA
This is a messenger RNA of Trichoderma gamsii, 186 nucleotides long. RefSeq lists its product as hypothetical. The coding region runs from base 1 to 186 and encodes 61 amino acids. The transcript has a single exon. Lineage: Eukaryota; Fungi; Ascomycota; Sordariomycetes; Hypocreales; Hypocreaceae. The record is from RefSeq and is a predicted model, not a curated record.